UCCCAUAAAGUCUCAUGGUGCAUGGGAUAUAUGAUAUUUUUGUAAGCUUUUACAUAAGUGUACCUACUAAAGAAUUCAUGACAAUACUCCUCAAUAUUCUCUCUUCUCCAUGUAAUACAUAUUGCUGCAUGCUUACAUGGCACACCAGUGAGUUACCAUUCCCUGCAACAGCAAGUUCUGCUAUGAAGAUUGACAAUAUAUUUGAAGAUUCUUCCAUUACUAGACAGAGGGUGGUCCUUGUCAGAUGAAGAGAUUGAAAUGCUUCAAACAGAUGUAGAUGUACUGACUUCAAAACUAGAGACACUAAAAACAAAAUUAGAUGAACUUAACGAGAAACGUGCAUAACAUAUUAGUAACUACCAAGUUGGGUUAGUGGAAAUGGAGAUUAAAAAUGCGUUUUUAAGUGCCACAAUAGAUGAUCCUGCCAUUGCUAAAGUAGAUGAAGAAAUUAUUAGUGACUACCAUAUUGGGGUAAUGGAAGUGGAGAUUAAAAAUGCAUCAACAGAUAAGAAGGCGUUUUUAAGUGCCACGGGAGAUGUUCUUGACAUUGCUAAAGCAGAUGAUGAGGAGAUUAUACUACUUCAAGCAGAGAUAUAUGAAAUGACAACAAAAUUAGAGUCGGUAACAAAAAAAUUGGAUCAACUUAAGCAUAUUGAAGGUAUACCUUCAUUUGGCACGAAGUUAUCUUUAUAUGUUCUUGACGAUUGUGAUGAGGUGGCCGAAGAAGACUCCAGUGUGGAAAGUGAAGAGGUUGAAGAAGACUCCAGUGUGGAAAGUGAAGAAGAUCAGGAGAGUGAUGCUACAUUCACCAUCUCUGCUAAGCAAGAUAAAGCAAUAGAGGCAGUCAAGAAAAAACGUGCAGAGCUAGAUAAAGAAAAAGAGGCACUCAAUAAAAAACUUGCACAGCUAGAUAAAGAAAAAAAGGCACUUAAGAAAAAAGGCGCAAGGUUAUCUUUGGAUGUUCUUGACUACUCUAACGAGGUGGCUGAAGAAAACUAUAAGGAGAGUGAUGAUACAUUCACCACCCUUUCUGAGCAAGAUCAAGCAAUAGAGGCAGUCAAGAAAAAACGUGCACAGCUAGAUACAGAAAUAAAGAAAAAACGUGCACAGCUAGAUAAAGAAAUAAAGAAAAAAGGUGCACAGCUAGAUAAAGAAAUAGAGCCACUCAAUAAAAUAGGUGCACGGCUAGAUGAAGAAAUAAGGGCACUCGAGGAAAAAUGUGAACGCAUUAUCUCAAGUAUUGUGCGCAAAUGAGGAGUCUUCUACUGGUUUCAGCAUUGAGUCACUGUGCUAAGGUCUGUGGUGUGAUGUUAGAAAUGGGACAUCUUGGUAGUUUUGUUAAGAAGUUAGAUUGUUAGCUUAUGGGUACUUUAACAAUCAGCAUGUAACUUUGGAUAGUAAGGCCUUGUGGAUCCAUAACACCAUCUUGACUUGCGCAUUUUCACUUUGUGUUUGAGUAUGAAAUAUUGUAUAUAUGUAUCACCGGAGGUAUCUUUUCCUAUUUGUAUGUUUUGUGUUUGUGCUAUUGAUAUGAAGAUGAUGAUGCAUUUGUCAAAGGCUUAAAGCUAAAAACUUUGUUCUGUUAA
Messenger RNA from Cornus florida, 1586 nucleotides. RefSeq lists its product as uncharacterized. NCBI's taxonomy places the organism in Eukaryota, Viridiplantae, Streptophyta, Magnoliopsida, Cornales, Cornaceae. Bases 379 to 1254 code for a protein of 291 amino acids. The record is from RefSeq and is a predicted model, not a curated record. The transcript has 5 exons.